Messenger RNA from Helianthus annuus (common sunflower), 1470 nucleotides. RefSeq names its product calreticulin. The record is from RefSeq and is a predicted model, not a curated record. Gene Ontology annotation, biological process: protein folding. The transcript is spliced from 14 exons. The coding region runs from base 54 to 1283 and encodes 409 amino acids. Lineage: Eukaryota; Viridiplantae; Streptophyta; Magnoliopsida; Asterales; Asteraceae. Gene Ontology annotation, cellular component: endoplasmic reticulum membrane; endoplasmic reticulum. Gene Ontology annotation, molecular function: calcium ion binding.
UCGCAUAUAUAAACCCUACUCUUCACUCGUGAUCUCACACACACUGUGUAGCAAUGGCGAUUCGGAGGUUAAACCCUAAAUCUCUUUCAUUUCUCUCUCUACUGCUACUGUUCUCGAUCGCUUCUGCUAAAGUGUUCUUUGAGGAACGAUUUGAAGAUGGAUGGGAGAACAGGUGGGUUAAAUCUGACUGGAAGAAAGAUGAGAACAUGGCAGGAGAGUGGAACUACACUUCUGGCAAAUGGAAUGGUGAUGCCAAUGAUAAAGGUAUUCAGACAAGUGAAGACUACAGGUUUUAUGCCAUUUCAGCUGAGUACCCUGAAUUCAGCAACAAGGAUAAGACACUAGUCUUCCAGUUUUCUGUCAAGCACGAGCAGAAGCUUGAUUGCGGUGGCGGCUACAUGAAACUGCUUAGCGGUGAUGUGGACCAAAAGAAAUUCGGUGGUGAUACCCCAUACAGCAUCAUGUUUGGACCUGAUAUCUGUGGGUAUGCCACAAAGAAGGUUCAUGCAAUCCUCACAUACAACGGGGAAAAUAAGUUGAUCAAGAAAGAUGUUCCUUGUGAAACCGACCAGCUCUCGCAUGUUUAUACCUUUGUCCUCCGCCCCGAUGCUACUUACAGUAUCUUAAUCGAUAAUGUUGAGAAGCAAACAGGAAGCUUGUACAGUGAUUGGGAUCUUCUCCCACCAAAGCAGAUUAAGGACCCCGAGGCCAAAAAGCCUGAAGAUUGGGAUGAGAAGGAGUUCAUCCCUGACCCUGAAGACAAGAAACCUGAGGGUUAUGAUGACAUCCCAAAGGAGAUCGCAGACCCAGAUGCCAAAAAGCCAGAAGAUUGGGACGAUGAGGAAGAUGGUGAAUGGACUGUCCCGACUAUUCCAAACCCCGAGUACAAGGGUCCAUGGAAGGCAAAGAAAAUCAAGAACCCGAACUACAAAGGGAAGUGGAAGGCACCCAUGAUCGACAACCCAGAUUUUAAGGAUGACCCUGAUCUGUAUGUCUUCCCCAAGUUGAAGUAUGUCGGCAUAGAGCUGUGGCAGGUGAAAUCUGGCACAUUGUUUGACAAUGUCUUGAUCUGCGAUGACCCUGAAUACGCCAAACAAGUCGCAGAAGAAACAUGGGGCAAACAAAAAGACGCUGAGAAGGCAGCAUUUGAAGAGCUAGAAAAGAAGAGGGAAGAGGAGGAAACCAAGGAUGACCCAGUUGAUUCUGAUGCUGAGGAUAAUGAUGAUGCUGAGGCAGAAGAAGAGGAUGAGGCCGAAGAAAGUGACGUCAAGGAUGAGCUAUAGAGAAGAGGGGUUGGAGUCUGAGAGCAGUUAGAAUUUGAAGAUUUUUUUUCUUAUUUCAAGACUUCUAAUUUGAAACCCUUUUUAAUAGAUAGAUAAUGAGAAAUGUAAUGCAGAAUUUCUGCCCCUCAUUUUAAUUGCUUUCAUUGGAAACUAUUAAAAAGAAGUGGGAGUUUGUGUGUUUUUGUUA